Gossypium arboreum is the source of this 3208-nucleotide messenger RNA. RefSeq names its product nucleoside hydrolase 3-like. NCBI's taxonomy places the organism in Eukaryota, Viridiplantae, Streptophyta, Magnoliopsida, Malvales, Malvaceae. The record is from RefSeq and is a predicted model, not a curated record. The transcript has 13 exons. The coding region runs from base 172 to 2868 and encodes 898 amino acids. Gene Ontology annotation, molecular function: hydrolase activity, hydrolyzing N-glycosyl compounds.
CAUUUUGGUUCAUCAGGGAUCCAUCAUUUCCCCCACUAAAAUAUUAGCAUAAACAAAACUAAUCUUCAUUUUUCUUUUUCAUUUUUUAUGCCUUUUCCACUAUAUAUAUAUAUAUACAUACAUACACAUACAUCCAAAAGGUUAUGUUUGAAGUCAUAUAGUGUGUAAACUAUGUUAGACUUUGUAUGGAACAAUGGAGUUCAAAGGUUUCUCUCUAAAAGUCAAAGAGUGAUAUUGGCAGUAGCCAUGAUCGGAAGUCUGGGAGCUUUGAUUUUCUUGGUGGAUCCUAAUGGUGUUCGUCAGCCUCAUCGGAUUCUGGUCGAUACAGAUGUUGAUACCGACGACGUUUUUGCUCUCUUUUAUCUUUUGAAGCAGGACACGACGCGAUUCGACUUGCAGGCAAUUACAGUGAAUGCAAAUGGAUGGAGUGAAGCAGGGCAUGCCAUUAAUCAUUUAUACGAUAUUCUAUUCAUGAUGGGACGUGAUGAUAUUCCUGUGGGAGUUGGAGGUGAAGGUGGUAUUUUGCCCAAUGGCACUAUCCUUCCUAAUGUUGGUGGAUAUCAACCCAUUAUUGACCAGGGAAUGUCAACAGCUGGGGAAUGUAGAUAUAGACAAGCAAUCCCUGUGGCACAUAGAGGGCGUCUUGAUGUCAAUUCUAACUAUGGCAUUAGAAAAGCUUUCCUUCCACAGGGUGGCAGGAGGUACACUCCACUUAAGCAACCCACAGCACAACAAGUGAUGAUAGAUACAAUAUCUUCAGGUCCUACAACUGUGUUUCUCAUGGGAGCACAUACUAACUUUGCCAUCUUUCUUAUGACCAAUCCUCACUUGAAGAAAAAUGUUAAGCACAUUUAUGCAAUGGGCGGUUCGGUUAGAUCGAACUGUCUGAAGAAAGAUGGUUCUGGUAAUUCAAUCGAAUGUGCUGAUAUUGGUAAUCUGUAUCCACAAGAUAGCAAUCCAUAUGCUGAGUUCAAUAUAUUUUCAGAUCCUUUUGCUGCCUACAAGGUUUUGCAUUCUGGUAUCCCAUUUACACUUAUUCCUCUAGAUGCAACAAAUACCAUUCCUGUAAGUAAGAGUUUCUUCAUGGAGUUUGAAAGGAGACAGGAUACGUACGAGGCAAAAUAUUGCCUCCAAGCUUUGAAGAUUAUUCGCUAUACCUGGUUGGGUGAUAUAUUUUAUGAGCAAUAUUGUAUGUGGGACUCUUUUCUGGUUGGUGUAGCAUUAUCUACAAUGCGUAACUCUCACAAUCAUAACGGAGAAAAUGAGUUUGCAGAGAUGCAAUAUAUGAACAUAACGGUCGUUACCUCAAAUAAACCUUAUGGAGCAUUAGAUGGCUCAAAUCCACUGAUUACAGGAUAUUCAAUCCCAAAGUUUAAUGUACACAAGAAUGGGGUUCAUAGUGGCCAUGUUCAAAUGGGAAUGCAAGAUCCCUUUUGCCUUCAGAAAGGAAAAGGGAAAUGUCAGGAUGGUUACACGAAAGAAGAUACUGGAGAGGAUGCCGUGCGUGUUCUUGUUGCAGUGAAAGCUAAAGCCAGUCAUUAUAAGGGAAGCUCACUUGGGAGAGAAUUUUAUAAAAGUUUUCUCAAUGUUAUAAAUAGCCCUGAGAGAAGUGGAAGGUUUGAUAUCAGAAGCCAAUAUCCAAACCACAAGGAGGUUCUUUAUAAACCAGAUUUCGAAAAGAAGAUGAGGGGAAAUCCAAUUGUUUUCGACAUGGAUAUGAGCGCCGGGGACUUUCUAGCUCUUUUAUAUCUCCUCAAGUUACCUGUGGAAUUAAUUAAUCUCAAGGGAAUACUUAUCAGCUCAACAGGCUGGGCAACUCCUGCAACGAUUGAUGUUGUGUAUGAUAUAUUACAUAUGAUGGGCCGUGAUGACAUUCCGGUAGGUCUUGGUGAUGCAUUCGCAGUUGGUCAAGCCAAUCCAUCUUUCACUGCUAUUGGAGACUGCAAGUAUUCCAAAGCGAUCCCUCAUGGUAGUGGUGGUUACUUGGACUCCGACACGCUAUAUGGACUAGCUCGUGAUUUACCUCGAAGUCCAAGAAGAUAUACGGCAGCAAAUUUUGUCAAGUAUGGAGCUCCUAGAGAUAUUGAGAAUCCCGAACUCAGGCAGCCAUCAGCUCAAGAUGUUUGGGAAUCUGUAGUGGAAUAUUUGGAUCCAGGAUCCAAGGUCACAAUAUUGACUAAUGGACCUUUGACAAAUUUAGCACAGAUCCUUAGGUUGGAGAAUGCAAGCUCGGUGAUUCAGGGAAUACAUAUUGUUGGAGGACACAUAGGCAAUGUCUAUGACAAUAGCAAAGGAAAUCUUUUCACUGUUCCCUUGAAUAAAUAUGCAGAAUUUAACAUGUUUCUUGAUCCAUUAGCUGCAAAGGAAGUUUUCACUUCAUCUGUGGGCAUCAUACUUGUUCCACUGCAGAUGCAAAGAAGAGUUAGUUCUUUCAGCACCAUUCUUAGCAGGAUGAAUGCCACAACUCAGACUCCUGAACUUGUAUUUGCCCGAUGUUUACUUUCGAGACUUUGGCAAUUACAACAGCAACAUUAUAGAUAUCAUCACAUGGAUAUAUUUUUAGGAGAGAUCCUUGGUGCAGUAACCUUGGCUGGAAAUCCACAUCUGAACCAGACAUUUACGUCCAAGCCUCUUAAGGUCUUGGCAGAUGGAGACGUUACAGUGAUAGGAGAGAUAACCAUUGAUGAAGAACAAGGGAAACAAGUGAAGGUUUUGGAAAAUAUUAAUUCACAGGCAUAUUAUGACCAUUUCACUAGGGUCUUAGGUGAUCACAGACAAUCUGCUGUGCUUGCAAGCUUUCAUGAGCAGGAAAGACUGUGGACUUCACAACCAGAAAGUAUAAACAUCGGUCAUAAUCAGAAGUUGUAAAUGUUUGUUGUAAAUUUAACCAUUCUUUUCAACAGUUUUGACAUCUUUCUGAAGCAGUUUCUUCUACAUAGUGCGUAUGAGCUUAGCAGCAGGCGAAGUAUAGGAAAAGUUACAAGAAUUUUCUCUUUCAUUGCUGUUAUUUAUUACUUUUUCCCGUGCUUGAGCUACUAGCUCCAUCAAUUCAUCAUCAGAUCCACCCUGCAGUUCAAUGUAAAUAUAUUUCAUUGUCAUGUUCUUACCUACAAAUAUUAUAUGUACAUUAAACAAAGAUGCAUGCUCCAUUAUGAGUAUGUAAAUAGCGUACCCCUUUUUAAUAGUGAGAUCAUCAGAUUGCAAUUAA